AUGCACCAAACAGAACUUGUGGAAGCCAUUAUCACCAUGGCGCACGUGCUGGAGCCCCACGCACUCGCCACACUUCACCAGCGCCUCACAAAAAUGUUGGGAAACGACAUGUACGCAUCUCAUCAAGGCGGUGGUGGGGCGCCCUCGUCGUUUAGAGGCGGCGGCCCGCGUGAUCACCACCAGCACCACUCACAUCAUCAUCAUCAGAUGCAACACCACCAGCACCACCACCGCGGCAGGGGAGGUGGCGGCUUCUCUGAUGUUUACAUGCACGACCGACGCCGCUUUAACGAUUAUAGGGACGCCGCUGCAAACAACACAAAUGGAAAUGGAAUGCGUUAUUCAUCACGUGGUGGUUAUGGUGGUGGCAGACAUCGUGGUAAUGGGAGAUUCCGAAAUGAUGAUCGCUCUGGGUCUUCUGGCCACCGCAAUCAUGAUAACAACAAUAUGGAUGAUAACCGUAAAUGGAGAUCUGAAGAAGGAGCAUCAAAAAAUGCAAAUACAAUCACAUCUAAUACAUCCGGUACGGGGAGUGCUGUUAAUGCCAACAAUGCGGCGGGUGGAAUAAAUACAAAUGCAGCAGGUGAGGGAGACAGACAUAAUCAGCGAAAAGGGGGAAAUAAAAGACGGGACAGACGCCGCCCUAAUACCAGUGAUAGUGAGACGAAAUGA
Molecule: messenger RNA, 672 nt
Organism: Trypanosoma theileri
Lineage: Eukaryota; Euglenozoa; Kinetoplastea; Trypanosomatida; Trypanosomatidae
Exons: 1
Coding region: 1-672 (223 amino acids)
Source: RefSeq, a predicted model, not a curated record